AAGUUCUUGUUCUCGGUAUGUUCUUUAUUUGAGAUACUCUUACAUAAUGGGCACUUGAAGGUGGCAAGUAUCAAAAGUUUUAAGGCGUUUGUAACCAUUUCUCUCCUAUUUUCUAACCUCGCUGGCUGCAGAAUCUACAACAGCCCACUGGUUCUGAAUGUCAGUCCUGACUCUGACCAUUCAUAUUUUAUCGUAGAAAAACAUAAGUAUGAGGACGCAGAUUUUUGGGUAUACUAUCCUAUGUACUUUUUUCCUGUAGAAACGGUUGUUUAUGAUGCGCAAGUGCUUUGGGACCGGGAAGAAGACCAAAAUGCUAGUUUUUGCUACGCAAUUUUAAAUUAUAAAUAUAAACGGAACGAUGUGUUAUUUUCCUACGUCGUUAAGGUUACUCAAUCCCAUAUAGAUUUUGAUAAAUUCCCCUGCCCAAAUCUGGAAGGAGAAAUUGCAAAUUGUUACAAACGUUUAAACUUUAUUCAUCAAAACCAUGAAACACUUUUACAGCAAAGACUCGAAGCAGGUCAGCCGGUGGACUCUUUUACAACUGACGAUCGACUAGAGGUAAUGCGUAUCUCUCCAUCAUCACGAAUAGAACCAGUGGUUGAAACUGGCGAAACAACUGUUUCUAUAGAAGAGAAUAAUUUAUCGCAUCCAGUAGCAAAUAAUGAACAAUCGCAAUUAGAAACGGAUGAACCUACACAGUUAGAUGAUGAGCGUGAGACACAUAAUAUACACAGUCAGCUUAUACUGAAUGGACUAUAUCCAUAAAAAGUACGCAUAGUUGUGAAAUUGACACUUUAAAUGUAAUCUAUUUCUUAAAUUA
Theileria parva strain Muguga is the source of this 820-nucleotide messenger RNA. RefSeq lists its product as uncharacterized. The transcript has a single exon. Lineage: Eukaryota; Apicomplexa; Aconoidasida; Piroplasmida; Theileriidae. The record is from RefSeq and is a predicted model, not a curated record. The coding region runs from base 241 to 765 and encodes 174 amino acids.